Molecule: messenger RNA, 3010 nt
Organism: Menidia menidia (Atlantic silverside)
Lineage: Eukaryota; Metazoa; Chordata; Actinopteri; Atheriniformes; Atherinopsidae
Source: the annotation of a GenBank genome assembly
AGUUUUUUUUUCUGUACCAAAAAGUUGACUGUUUGAAAGGCACGUAGCAGUUACAUUGUAGACGUUUACGUCUUUACAAGACAAUAGUGUUUAUGAAUUCAUUGUUGUGGUAAAUGCUAGCUUGAUAUAAGCUAACAUUAGCCUAGCUUGUGUUGCGGUUUGUGUCAGGACUGCUGUGGUACCUUCAACAGCUUUGCCACCUCUUUUGGUCUCUGCAGCACAAUGAGGCUGACAGCUCUCCUGUCGAUGGCAGCCCGGGUUGUGGUGCCUAAAGACUACCGCUACGGCACUAACAGACCGUGGACCGCGGCUGCUAAAAGGCUGAACCCACCUGGGAAGAAGAGGAGAAAGGUGUUCGUGGAGCCUGUGGAGCCGGAGGACUGGCCUGUGCUCAGAGGAGAUACGGUUGAGAUUCUUGCGGGAAAGGACAAAGGAAAGCAAGGAAAAAUUAUUCAAGUCUUCAGACGAAGGAACUGGGUUAUUCUGGAAGGACUAAACACACACCACAGGUAUGUAGGAAAAGCCCCAGAUUACCGUGGGACCUACAUUGCCAGUGAGGCUCCUUUGCUGCUGCGCAAUGUGGCACUCAUCGACCCGUCGGACAGGAAGCCCACUGAGAUCACGUGGAAGUACACAGAGGAGGGUGAGAGAGUUCGAGUUUCACUCCGGACGGGUCGAAUCAUCCCAAAACCUGUCGUGGAGCGGCGGGAUGGCAUUGUACCGCAGCAGUGGAAAGAUGGGCCUAAAGAUACCAGUCCAGAAGACACACUAGAAAAGACCUAUGUUCCAUCUCUGAAGACCCUGGAAGAGGAAGUCAUGGAGAAACUUGGUAUCCAGGAGAACAGGAGGCACAGGAGGUCUUAUUGGUACUGAUCACAGACAGUCGGGCUCCCAUUGGGCUGUCCGAUCAUCACAGGGACCCUGAACAUAUCAGCUUCUGGUGGGAGUUGCAGAUAAAGUUACAUACAAAACUAUCUGAAGAUGCCAGGAUGAUGAAUGGACUUUAAGAUAUUGUUGCAAUAUACAAAAAAGACUCACCAUUAUAAAUGGGCAAUAUACAUCAUAAAUGUAUUGCACUUGUCUUUCUUUAAAACAUUGUGAAUAAAUGUCAAACUGUAAUUUCCAUUCAUUUUACAAUGGAGAAAUACAAGCCAUAAGGGCCCGGUAAUAGAGACCACUCGACUGUUGUUCAGCAGAUGAAAGUUUCACCGAGGGUUUUUUAUUUAAAUUUAUUUUAGCGUUUUUUUUUUCACACUCAGAGUUGAUCCUUGGGGCAAUUUAGAGAAUCAAUUUAACCUAACAUCCUUUUCCACACAGAAAGGUCCCGAUUCCCCCGGGAACUCAGGCUGGGAGGUGAAAUCACUUGUUAAAGUACUUAAAGAAAUGUCAGUUUCAUCUUCAGCCAAAUUCAUGCUGAUUUUGCUCAAUUACAUCUCACAUUUUGUCUGACCUCAGAGUCAGACAGCUUACGGAGCAUUAAUCCAACAACCGGCACUGUUGCUGGCUUGGGAAGAGCAGCAGUUACUGCUGGUUCACACAGGGCUUCCUACAGUGAGUCUGCGUGAGGGAAAAAAAGUGACACAGGUCUGGUAUUGGCCGAAUUUCUAAUGGAAAUGGUUUCAGCUUGUUCAGAGCGUUCAUAAAGCAGAAAAAAAGACAGCGUUAUUUUAACAAAGUCCAGACAUGCAGCGCUCCAAAACGCAAAGCAUUUUAGACAAAUGAGUCUGUCUUUCCAAAGUGUCUGGGAAACCAUGUGGAGACGGCAGUGGUUUGGGAGGGGGCUCCACAGCCUGGAGAGUUUCAACAAAGGCCUCUCUCACCUCGUUUGACUCUUUGCUGGCUGGCAGCGCUGCUCGUACCUGCGCUGUGUGAAAGUCUGUCAGGUCUCAAGUAUGACCUCACCCGCUAAUUUGUCAUCCUCUAUGGAAAACUAAAAGCCGACCGACGUUAUUAAACCCACGGCUAUACAUACUUUUGUAUCAUUUUGUGGGCGAAAUUAUGAACGAUGCAUUUCCAGCGUAUUUUAAACACACCCCUCCUUCCUCGAUGUACAGAACUCUGAGACAGCCUCUGAUAAUAAGUUACCGUGUCAACAUGUUCAUAAGAUACACAUGUAUAAUUGGUCAGAUCAGCCAUCAUCACCACAGCUGAGAAUUUCCAUUUUCAGUCAGGAUGAUUGAGGAGUGCAUUUUACCAGGUCAUUAUUCCCUUAAUUUAGACAGUGAUCCAUAUACCGAUGCAGUCUGAAAUUCCCUAGAAUCACAAAGCUGUUUCAGGAAAGCGCCCCAGGACUCGGCUGUACUGUGCUUAAGAGUAUGACACAACAUUCUGAUGAAUAUAGAAUCAUUCUGGUGCUUCUACCAUGACCAUUUUGCUUCCUCUUUUUGGUCCUGACACCCACAGCUGAAUGACUUUAUCAUUAGAAGUGCUACACAGAGCAAACCAUAAACAGGGAAAAUCCCCAAGAAAAGUGAUGCAUUUUUACAAUUCUACAUCAUCAAUUUCAAGGAAACAAUCUGAUCUUUAGCAUAAUUGGAAACAUCCAUCUAUUUUCUGAACCAGUUAUUCCCAAAUGGGGUCACUGUGGAACUGGAGCCUAACCCAGUAUUCAAUGGGCGAGAGGCCGUCAGUCGCAGGGCUACACAGAGACACACAACCACUCACUCCUAAAGGCAAUUAGGAAUGGUUAAUCAGCAUAACAUGCAGUUUUUUGGGCAGAGGGAGAAGGCCGGAGAACCCAGAGAGAACCCACGCAGACACAGGGACAACAUGCAAACUCCACACAGAAAGGUCCUGGUUCCCCCGAGGACUCGGACCCAGAACCCUCUCGCUGUGAGGCGAUGGUGCCAACCACCACACCACCGUGGCGCCCAUUGGAAACCUCACGUGGGUUUUUCCCACCUGAGUAAUGAUCCAUUUCAGAUGUACAGGUUGCUUUGGAUUGGAGUUGUGCCCUCUGGCUAGCACAACACAACAGUUUACUCAUUGGUUCAGCUGUGUCAUAAAAUCU